Molecule: messenger RNA, 2112 nt
Organism: Mugil cephalus (flathead mullet)
Lineage: Eukaryota; Metazoa; Chordata; Actinopteri; Mugiliformes; Mugilidae
Product: early growth response protein 2b-like
Exons: 2
Coding region: 88-1320 (410 amino acids)
Biological process (GO): regulation of transcription by RNA polymerase II
Molecular function (GO): RNA polymerase II cis-regulatory region sequence-specific DNA binding; DNA-binding transcription factor activity, RNA polymerase II-specific
Source: RefSeq, a predicted model, not a curated record
GCUUGCAGACAGAGAUGAGAGGCGGAACAGACAAAAUGAGGCAGAGUUUUCUCUGAGAGGCGAAGAUAGAACCCAGAUUAGAUCGGGAUGGCUGCGAGAAUAAUGGAGGAGGUGUCCGCGUCCCUCAGCAGCCUCGUUCACGGGAUCCCGAAGGAUGGGUACACACAGACAUCGAUAGUUUUUAAAGAGGAGGCUGAAGAGUUUGAGGGGAAACCUGGUGGAGAUGAUGGCGGUGACCUUCUGUUCGAGGAGAGGAGCGCCCCUGAGCUGCCGCUCCACGGUGACCUGGCGCAGUACGUGGCAACUUUACGCACGCACCCGGUGUCGUUCAGCGGCAGGUUUUCGGUGGACUCCAGAGGCGCAGGGGGGCCGUGGACACCGGGGGACAUCAUCAACGUGCUGAGCGCUGACAUCGCAGCCCCGGGACCGGCCACCGUGUCCGGGUCGUCCUCAGCAUCGCCAGAUAUUUACGCAGGAGGAGGCGGCGGAGGAGGAGGAGGAGGAGACGCGGGGGACGGCAGCAUGGCGCACGGCCAGCCGGACAUCAGCCACAUGUACGCGCCCACUCACCCUCACUCUCACCCUCACCCCCACCCUCACCCGGCUCCGUCCUACUCCUGCAGCGGGGACAUGUACCAGGACCCGUCGGCGGGGGGGUACCUGGCGACGUCCACCUGCGCCGUGUCCUACCACCCCCCUCCCACCUACAACUCUGCGCCCAAACCCACAGUUGACGGCGCCGCGCUGCUCUCCAUCAUGCCCGACUAUGGAGGCUUCUACCAGCAGAGCUGCCAGAGGGACAUCCAGGCAUCUUUCCCCGAGAGGAAGUCCCUCCCCUACCCCCUGGACUCCCUCCGGGUGCCCCCGCCUCUCACGCCUCUAAACACCAUCAGGAACUUUACGCUCGGUGCGCCCACGCCGGCCGCCGAGGGCCCCAUGGCCGCGGCCUUCGCCGGCCACCAGAACCUCCCACUGAGGCCGAUCCUGAGACCCAGGAAGUACCCGAACCGGCCCAGCAAGACGCCGGUCCACCAGAGGCCGUACCCGUGUCCGGCGGAGAGCUGCGACCGGAGAUUCUCGCGCUCAGACGAGCUGAGCCGGCACCUGCGCAUCCACACCGGCCACAAGCCCUUCCAGUGCCGCAUCUGCAUGAGGAACUUCAGCCGCAGCGACCACCUCACCACCCACAUCCGGACGCACACCGGGGAGAAGCCGUUCUCCUGCGACCAAUGCGGAAGGAAGUUCGCCCGGAGCGACGAGAGGAGGAGACACAUGAAGAUCCACCUCCGACAGAAGGAGAAGAAGUCCUCCGCGUCCUGAACCUGCUCAACUUUCUGAGUUGGACCAUGAUGCUGCUGCCACAACAACCGCUCCCUGGCAACAGAGCCCAGUCUAGUUCAAAAUGGAGGGAAGACACUUCCUUUAGAAGCCAUACCUUAAAAAUAAGCAUCAGGGAGAAUCUGAAUCAUUAUUAUUAUUAUUAUUAUUUAUCUAAAAACACGAUUCCUCACAGGUUCUGGUGUUGAACUUAAACGAAAAUAAAGCCUUUAGUCCCUCUGCUUGCUUCAGUGCUCUGGGGGAACCCACAUACUGUCUAUGCUUCAUGCUUCUCAGGGAUUCACUUUUACUUUCACACAGUUACAAGCAGCAGAGAUGAGACCAGCUCCUCUAAAUCAGCUGCAGGAUAAAAUGAGUAAAACACAAAAACGAGUCACAGAGGUGGAACUAUUUGGAUUUAAACUCUCUUUACUCCCUCGUUUGUUUGUGACUGGAUGUGGCUAACGAAGCUUAAAGUUUUCCUCUGGCUAUAGAUGCAGCAAAAUGACUUUUUUUGUUUUUGUUUUGUAACCUGGUUUUCUAUCAUAUUAGAAUCACAUGUAACUCAUGUUUGGAUUUGAUGAGACUGUAGCUUGAUAAUCUGUUUACGUUCUGGUCCUGUUUCUAUUUUAUUUUUUUGGAUGGUUUGUUUCCAAUGAAUGUGAAGUAGAGAGACACUGGGAAAAUAAAAAGUUCUGUUUUCUAAUUUUUAUGCAAAUGAGCAACUAAAGCCUUUUAUUCCGACGGACUGAUGCUUCUUGUCGAUGCAAAUAAAUGUUCAGUUGUUGAGUCCAA